Molecule: messenger RNA, 1797 nt
Organism: Synchytrium microbalum
Lineage: Eukaryota; Fungi; Chytridiomycota; Chytridiomycetes; Synchytriales; Synchytriaceae
Exons: 6
Coding region: 1-1797 (598 amino acids)
Molecular function (GO): nucleic acid binding
Source: RefSeq, a predicted model, not a curated record
AUGACAGUUGCGCCCUCUGUGGCUACCAAUACUCUGCACGUAACCUACGACCCGAGGCUCACGGACAGAGGCGACUUGUAUGUUACAUUUCGUGGUCUAGCUGGCUUUGAGUUGGUAGGAUUAUAUGAAUCAUACUUGUUUGUCCGAUUUGAGACUCCUGUAUUCGCUGCUCUCGCAUUAUGCAAACCUCGUCCUGUUGGAGUCAUCACUUAUGAAGCAGCAAAGCAUCGAUACACUAUUCCAUAUCCACAACCGCAAGAUGACAAUGAUGGUCCAUGUGCAGUACUACAUAUUACACACAUGCCCUCUGGAUGGACUCAAGUCGAAAUGACCAAAAUAUUUCAGCUCUUUGACGGAUUUGUGCGUGCUACAUUCCAUGAAAAGUACAGUUACUGCCACUUCUUGACUCAUGAAGCAGCUGCUCGAGCCAGAAAAGAGUUACGAUGCUCUACGAAUCUGGUCGUAUCCUUUGCCAAAGUAUUCAAAGAACAAAGAAUACCAAUGGCCCCUCAAAUGGAUGGCGGUCGUCCUGUUCCAGGUGGUCUUGCAGGUCAAACACCAAGAACAGCAUACCCACCAUACUCUCCAUCAAUGAACCCAGUGCCAGCCUCAUAUUCUGCUCCACCACGAUUUCUACCUCGUCAACCAUAUAUAUCAUAUGAGCUCGCCUCAAAUGGAUAUACUACACCACCACCAUACGACUUGUAUUCAUAUCGUAGUCCGACACAUACAAUACAUCGAGCACACUCAGCAUCAUCACUCAACCAUCUCUACAGGCGUCAAUAUCAAUUGAGGACACCUCCAGAAGAAGCAGAUGAUGGGUUGGGUGAAGUGAUUGUACAUGACGAUGGUGAAGAGGAUGAUGAUCAUCUUGAAGCUAAUAAUUCAGGUGAUUCUAUAUUGGUCGACUUGGCUGCUGAAUUGGAUACUAUGAGCACUCAUGAUCGACCCGAUAUGACAGCAUAUAAAUAUCAGCAAUACUUGUAUCCUACUCAUCACUCUCACUCUAUGCCACGAAAAGGCUCAUUCGGAGCUUCGUCCGCUUACAAUAUGGAUACCAAUAGAUGGUCUGCUCCUAGCAAUCCCUCCUCAGCAUCUUCAAGCCCGCUACGAUCAGAAUAUCCAGAUUAUGACUUCGUUGAACGAGAGAUUGUCUAUGGCCAUCACAGAAACAUGCCAUCUUAUAAUGAUAAUCUACACGUCGGUCGUAUGCGCUACAGGAAAACAUCAGAUCCCUUGCCGGCUAGGAUGGAUGCGUCUGCAACGAGUAGGAUGGAUACUUUUGCGAUAGGAAGUGAACGAGCCAGAAACGCUCGAAUGUCCUCUCCCAGUAUGCCCAAUGGUAAUCCAGGAAACUCUCAUCACAAUGGCGGUAUGGGGACUCCAUCGUACCUGUUGAAUGAUCUACAACAACAGCAACAAGAUGGAAGGAGAUCAAUAGAUGAAAACUCUAUGGGUCGAAGAAUAUCAACUCCUCAACGUGAACGAACAUCUGUAUAUGGAGCUCAACAACCACAACAACAGCAGCAGCCAACUGGAUCUUCAAGAUCUUCAUCGCCGUCCUCUACAUCAUCAAAUUCUUCAUUGCAACCUCAUAAAAGCACAGAGCAGGACUCGUCUGCACAUCAACAGCAACUACCACAAACACAAUUGUAUGAACAUCACCUGAAUCAAUCAUUAGCAAAUCCAGAUCAGUCACCGUAUACACCAUCAUCACAACAACAAUCAUCAUCAGAUCACGCAGGAAUGUAUCAAUCUGUCUAUCCUACUACCGUAUCCGAACCUUAUGGAUGGUGA